GUCCUUCAUUGAGGGUGUAGACAUGGCGGCCUCCAUGGCAGAAAGUUGUAGGGCGUCCCUGUACCUGGCCCGGAGCGUCCGAAUGGCCAGGCCACGGCUUGCUGCCUUCGCAUCUGAUGCCUGCCGUGUCUGCACGGGCCCAAGCCGAUUUCAGAGCACCGGGCCUUCAGAGCCCGGUGGGUUCAAGCCACCGCCGAAACCUGUCAUCGUGGACCGGCGCCGAGUCCCGGAAGACGAGAGAAGGUUCCUGAGUCCUGAAUUCAUCCCUCCCAGGGGGAGAACAAACCCUCUGAAAUUUAAGAUAGAAAGAAAAGAUAUGCUAGACAGGAGAAAGGUGCUUCCGAUUCCAGAGUUCUAUGUUGGAAGCAUACUUCGAGUCACCACAGCCGACCCCUAUGCCAGUGGAAAAACCAGCCAGUUCCUGGGGAUUUGCAUCAAGCGAUCAGGGAAUGGGCUCGGGGCUACUUUCACCCUCAGGAACACGAUUGAAGGACAAGGUGUGGAGAUUUGCUUUGAACUGUAUAAUCCUCGAAUCCAGGAGAUCCAGGUGGUGAAGUUGGAGAAGCGGCUGGAUGACAACCUGCUGUACUUACGGGACGCCCUUCCCGAGUACAGCACCUUUGACGUGAACAUGAAGCCGGUCCCACAGGAGGCCUGCCAGGAAGUGCCUGUUAACAAGCUGAAAGUUAAAAUGAAGCCAAAGCCGUGGUCCAAACGCUGGGAACGUCCAAACUUCAACAUUAAGGGAAUCAGAUUUGACCUUGCUUUAACUGAAGAGCAAAUGAAGGAAGCCCAGAAGUGGAACAAGCCAUGGAUUGAGUUUGAUAUGAUGAGAGAAUAUGACACUUCAAAAAUUGAAGCUGCAUUGUGGGAAGAAAUAGAAGCAUCGAAGAAGUCUUGAUCCUGGGACUAGUGAAUGGCUCAACAGGUAAACAUGCCUGUUGGCUCAGGCCUGAUGCCCUGAACUUGACUCUGGAACCCAGGGCGGAAGGCGAGUAACAACUCCUAAAAGUUGCCCUUUGGCUUCUACUGCACAUCCUUGCGUAUGUGUACUGCAAUUACACACACACUUAAAAGUAUCUUUCUGCCGGGUGUGGUGGCGCAUGCCUUUAAUCCCAGCACUCGGGAGGCAGAGGCAGGCGGAUUUCUGAGUUCGAGGCCAGCCUGGUCUACAAAGUGAGGUCCAGGACAGCCAGGGCUAUACAGAGAAACCCUGUCUUGACAAACCAAAAAAAAAAAAAAAAAAAAAAAAAAAAGUAUCUUUCUUUUAAGCCCUUGUUCUGAGAAUGCCUUUGGUUAAUGUAUUAGCUCUUUGGUUUGAAAGCCAUUAAGUUUGCUUUGUAAGGACAUAGUGAUUAAAUGAGCAUUCCUCACUUUUCGGUACCUAGCAUAAAGUCUGCAUGUCAGUUUAUUGCUCUCAAAAGAGCAAUCACCUGACAGUCAUUCCCUUUCUAUAGCCAGUGAAGUUAGCAUCACCAGAAUAAGAUGAACUGGGAUCUGAGCAAGAGGAGUAGGGAAAAAACCAUAAACACACAACAGUGUGCAAGUUAAAAUGUAAGAAUAGGAGCUGUAGAGGUGGCUCAGUAGUUCAGAGCACUUGCUACUCUUGCAGAGGCCCUACGUUUAGUUCCUAGCACCCAGGCCUGUAUGUGUGUACAUGGUUCCAGAGACCAGGAAGUAUCAGACUGCCUGGAACUGGAGUUACAGCUGCUUAUGACACAGGUGGUAGUUUGAAUAUGCUUGGCCCAUAUGGAGUGGUACUGUUAGGAAGUGUGGCCGUGUUGGAUGAAGUAUGUCACGGUGGGGGUGGGCUUUGCGGUCUCAUGUUCAAGUGUGGUCAGCGUCAGACUCUCCUAGCUGUAGUUGGAUCAAGAUGCAGAACUCUCAGCCGUGUGUCUGCCUGGACACUUCCAUGAUGUUAAUGGACUGAAGCUCUGAUACUGUUAAGCCAGCCCUAAUUCAAUGUUGUCCCUUAUGAGAGUUGCCUUAGUCGUGGUGUCUCGUCACAGCAAUGAAACCCCAGCUAACACAACCCACCUGAUAAUCUCUCCAUUGUUAAAUGUCUAGUUUUGACAGGCUCAUUAGCUGGUAGAAAAGGGUCCUGUUUUGCUACAUGGCAGUUUUAAGAAGAAUGUGGGAAUCUGAGUUGUUGUAUUCUGGCUUCAUUUCCCCCAAGUUUACAAAAGCCACUUGUGAGGAAUUCCAUGGGUAGAAUUCCAAGUGAAGUCUGCUAAGCAGACCUCAGGGUACCUGGCAGAGCCUGUGUGAACUGGGUGUGAAUGUCCAGCAGGAAGAUGGUCAGAGAGUGUUAUCUUCCCUAUGAAUCAAGCUUCAGCUUUUGGGGGUCAGCACUCCCUCUAGUGGGGCAGAGUGCAGCUGAACAUGGGCUGGGAAGCUGGGAUGCCUCACAGAGUAAAGGCUAACCCAUUUGUAACAUCACAGUGCCAGCCUGGAUCUCAGGACUAUUUUUCUGGUGAGCUGCUCUGCAUUCCGUGUCAUUUUCCUGGCUGCUAACUCCUUAAUUAUUCUAGUUUCCAGAGAUGUGCAUGUGUGUGGACCGCCAUGGGCAUACAUAUACCUCAUGAUCAGGCUCAGGAGUCCUUUCAGUCACGUUGGCCACGUUUUACUCUUGAGAGAGACUGUACUAUCUGGCCUGUACUCUCUCUCUUCUCUGAGGUCUCCAUGCUACAGAGUCUACUUGAAUAGUUUUAGUGCUGCAUUGAGAAACCCAGCGUCGUCCGGGUUUCUGCUCCUUGGGCAUGACUGGACAGCAGAGAACGUGUGCUGUGCUUGGUGCACGGGCAGGUACAUUUAUCUACCUAGUUUAGGGCUGUGGGUAAGCCUCUCAGUGCUGACUCGAGUUCUGGGAGACUUGGCUCUUGCUGCUGAGUUUCUCUCCUCUGCUUCUGUCUUCCUGGAACCAUUAUUUGGAGUUUAGAUGCUGAGUACCUCUUUUCUAUUUAAGUGCAUGCUUGUGUGACUGCAUCAGACCCCCGGGAGCUGGAGUUACAGGUGGUUGUGAGCCACCUGGUGUGGGUGCUGGGAAGGGAAUGCCACUGAGUCUGUCCAGUCUCUGAGACACACACAGGUCUCCCGAUAGACCUGUCUGUGUGGGUGGGUAGAAAGGGCCCUAGGCUGUUCUCCUGUAUGCUUCAUUUUCCUGAACCUGUUUCAGUGUUGACAAUAAAUUCAUGAGUCAGUUGAAGGAGAAUAAGACUUUACCUAAAAUUAGUUUUCUAACUCACGAACACGGUGUCUCUGCAGUUAGGCCUUUUAAGUUCCCCUCUCCAGGUGUGGUAAUCCAAAGGCUUGGGAGGCAGAGGCAGGAGGGUUCCAAGAUCAGUGUCACGUACACUUCAGAAUGAGACCCAGUCUCCACAAAAGAAACCAUCAGAGAUGGACAGUGAAAGUUUGUUGUUUCUGGUUCUUAAGUUUUUGUCGUGGUCUCAUGAAGCCCCAGCUGGCCCGCAGCUCACUGGGUCUGUGAGACGAAUCACCAGGUGAGUGUGUGCACCUGUUGUGUCAGCGCCUUCAUUUCACAGGACCAGGAGGAACGAGUAAGAACUCUAAAAGGGCAGUAGAGUUAGCAUCACAAUAUGUUUUAAAGACGCUUGGAAGCUCACAUGCCAGGCGUAAUGGAAUUUAAAGGCGAUAGCUUACUACUCUGCAUCCCAUGAAGAAGAGAGAUGAUGACCGAGAGCACAGCCAUCCACACGUCCAUCUCGAAGAAGCCAAGGCCAGAGAACAGUUUCCAAAAGUGCCCUUUAACAGCAAAAAUAAAGUCUCUGCCAUUUAUAUACAAAACUUUCUGCACACAUAUACACAUGCUUUUGUAACGAGCAAAUGUCUAAAGUGACAACACGGAAAAAUAAAUACAGGAUCAUCAUUGAGUUGCUUAACAAAUAUACUUAAGAACAUUAAUACAGUCAUUUUGAGAAAAGUUCAUAAUUUCUUAAUCACCUUGCCUCAGACUACCUUAAUUAGAGAAAUACUUUACAUUUCUGUAUUUAAAAGAGCAAUGGCCUUUUUAGUCCUACCAUGAGUUACACAAAACAUAGCAAAAAAGCCUCACUUAAGGACUUACAGAUGACUCAGACCACAGCUUCAUUCUUCACAGGGAGGGUGAAGAUCUCUUCUGAGGACCUGGGUUUGGUUCCAAGCACAUUAGAUGGCCCACAACCUCCUGGAUUCCAGUUCCAGGGGACCUGAUGCCCUCUGGCCCCUACAUGGAGGUAGUGCUAAACCCACCCAGGUACAUACAUGACCACACAUAUAAAAAUAAAUCUUUUUUCAAAGUUUUUUUUUUUUUAACAAAUUGACAAUGAAUCAAAAUCUGGAGAUCACUGGCACUCUCUUGCACUGAUUUCACACAGUAAGUCAGUACAGAUUUUGAAAGGACAGUUUGUAUAAAAAUGUGUUAGCUAUUUAAUAAGUAAUUCCUUACACUUCAGAAUGAGACCGAGUCCCCACCAAAGAAUAAGAUAAAAGAAACCAUCCAGAGAUAGAGCUUCCUCAUUAGCUGAUCUGCAAACAUUGGAGUUUGCUGAAGAUGGUUUUGAUUCAGGCAUGCUUCUGUGUGUCAGAUUGCUUCAUUUCCUUCCGGAUUGAGAGAGUAAAAGAGCAGCACACUGAGCUCGGCUGCUGCUGUGCAUUACUUCCCUCAGCUACGAAGCAUCAGGAGGCCUGGCCACACCCCAAGUGGGCACCCAGCAAAGGCGGCAUCGGCUGUGACACGGUCAUCUUGACUCUGGGCACUCCCACACGGCGCACUCAAACACCUGUACUCUGGGCUGGGAGGGGCUCCAGGGGACGCUCUUCUCUGAGGGAUUCGGCUUGAGUCAGAGCUUUUACCUUCACCAGGAUAAGAAUUAUUUCACUGACUUCAUUCCUGAAAAACAACCAAAAAGCACUUACUCUCCCCUUAGCAGCCAAGCGAGAGGCGCAGGAGUGGUAAAGCCUUUAGCAGGCAGUGGGCCCUAAAUUUGAUCCUUAGCAAAAAAAAAAAAAAAAAAAAAA
Mus musculus (house mouse) is the source of this 5016-nucleotide messenger RNA. RefSeq names its product mitochondrial ribosomal protein L19 (gene Mrpl19). Gene Ontology annotation, molecular function: structural constituent of ribosome. Bases 23 to 901 code for a protein of 292 amino acids. NCBI's taxonomy places the organism in Eukaryota, Metazoa, Chordata, Mammalia, Rodentia, Muridae. Gene Ontology annotation, biological process: translation. The transcript has 5 exons. Gene Ontology annotation, cellular component: mitochondrial large ribosomal subunit; nucleus; mitochondrion. The record is from RefSeq and is marked validated.